Molecule: messenger RNA, 3949 nt
Organism: Cottoperca gobio
Lineage: Eukaryota; Metazoa; Chordata; Actinopteri; Perciformes; Bovichtidae
Gene: mcama
Product: melanoma cell adhesion molecule a
Exons: 16
Coding region: 64-1929 (621 amino acids)
Cellular component (GO): plasma membrane
Molecular function (GO): laminin receptor activity
Source: RefSeq, a predicted model, not a curated record
UCUCCUCGACGCACCACUUCACAUUAUUUCGGACUGGAUACGACGAGCAGCUUUUACGAGAACAUGGCUCUCCUGCACACAACCUUCCUACCGCUGUUUCUCUACAUCUGCCUCCUCAACUGGAGCGCGUGGGCCAAGGUGGAGGUGACUACGGAUGAGAGUGUUGAGGCGUACCUGGGCGACUCGGCCCAGAUCCCCUGCCAGUACAGCUUCACCGAUGCCGACAACGAGCCCCGCUUUGUCAUGAUCCAGUGGUUUGUGAGAGUCGCAGGUAGAAGCUCACGGUUGCGGAUCUUCUACGGCGAUGACAGCCAGCAGAUGGUGGACAACAACACGGACUACAGCGGUCGCAUCGAGGUGACUUCAGACCAGCAGGGAACGCGGCUCUCCAUCCAAGACGUCCAGCUCUUCGACGAGAGAGAAUUCUUCUGCCAGAUCAACGGGCUGGCUGCCGGGAACGCCGAGGGCAAGACCCACCUCAGAGUGUUCGCUCCUCCAGAGGCUCCAGUGAUCGAGGGCGUCUCUACUGGGAUAUCUGUGACCAAUGAGGUGCCGUCUAAGAUUGCAUCAUGUGAGGCUAGAAACGGCUUCCCUAAACCCAACAUCACCUGGUACAGGAACAGCAUGCCCCUGAUGUCUGCACCCGGACAUGUGAACGUGUUGAUCCUGGUGACCCGGGAGUCCAGUAGCUUCUACUCCGUGCAGUCCACACUGGAGUACAAGCUGGUUAGGGAGGACAAAGACGCCCACUUCUCCUGUGAGGUCAGCUUCUUUGUCCCGGGAGCGAUCAGGACGGUGGAGUCCAACAGCAUCAACAUCUCUGUUCACUACCCCACCACCAUGGUGGAGCUGUGGAAGGAGUCGCCUCAGGGUUUGGUCAAAGAGGGGGAUACUGUGGAGCUGCGUUGCCAGGGUGAUGGCAACCCCCCGCAGCCCUUCAUUUUCAACAGAGAACAAGAGCUGGAUAUAGACUUGGAGAGCAAUCACGGUGAUGUGUUGAUGCUGUCACCAGUGUCACGGAGAGACAGCGACAUCUACCAGUGUCGCCCUUUGGACAACGACGGCUACACGGAGGUCAAAGGAGAAAUGCAGCUCACUGUGCACUACUUGGACCCAGCUGUGGUGGUACCCAAAGACUCAGAGGUCAUGCUCAAAGGAGAAGAUCUGACUGCAACCUGCAACGCUCUGUCCUCCCUGAAAACAUCCACUGUCUGGUACAAGGAUGGGAAGCAGGUGGGUAAGGGGAACACACUGCACCUAAUGGACGCCACCUAUGAAACAACAGGAGAGUACAUAUGUGAGGUGACCGUUCCCUCCCUGCCCGCCCUGCACACCAGCGGCUCUGUUCACAUCAUCGUCCAAGGUGGUCCCCAGCUGGUGGGAGUGGAGCAGGAGGUGCAGCUGGAGGAGGCAACAGGCAGGAUGGUGAACCUGAGCUGUGAGGCUCAGGGCCAUCCGCUGCCCAGCAUCUCCUGGAACAUCAUCGGCAGCCAGAACUGGCACGAGGUCGAGAGCAAAGCAAACGAGCACAUGACCCACAGCGUGGUGUCCGUCAAAGUCACCUCGGACAUCAGCGCUCUGUGCAACGCUUCCAAUGACAUGGGCACUGAAGUGAAGGCGUUCAGCGUCAAAGCCAUUCCCAGAGUCACGUCUGCAGCUCCCUUCUCUCCUGCUGAGGGCAGUGGAAUGAUCAUCGUGGUGAUAAUUCUGUGUCUGCUGCUGCUGGCCAUCCUCGGCAGCGUUCUCUACUUUCUGCAUAAGAAGGGGAAGAUCCCCUGCGGACGCUCGGGGAAACAGGAGAUCAGCACCAAAGAGAAGACCACCAAAGAUGACAUUGUCGUGGAGAUGAAGACCACCACAAAGAACGAGGACUCUGUCCUCCUAAAGGCCGUCAACGGAGACCAAAAGAGCCCUAAUGACCAGGUGUAACACUGAUGUCCUCCUCUGUCCCUCCAGUAAAGUCCCUGACGGUGCAGCAGCGAUGUGAAGCAGGACGCAGCACAUGAAGCCAGCAGUCAGUCAGUGUGUGUGUGUGUGUGUGUGUGUGUGUGACACACUGAUCUGAGACAUGCAGGGUAACACCACCUCACAGUCCGGACAUUCCCCCCAUCAUGCUUUGUUUUCAGCAGUGUUCAGUAGAUUUAAACAGGAGAACACACACACACACACACACACGUAUGUACAGAUGUUUCCUUUGAGGGAGUGUUCGCUUCCCUCACGUUCAGUUUCUCCAUUUGUUUUGUACCAUUUCCUCAAACGGCGCUCGGCUGUUGUUCAGUGUGUGUACGAUGGUGUCUCAUGUGCAUCAUCAACCUUUUUGUUUUUGUUUUCUAUGAAAGUGUAUAUAUUAAAUAUAUUUUGUUAUUUAAGAUAUUUUGGCACUCAGAUUUUCAUUUCAUGUUGGCGUCUGGGUCAUGUGCAUGUUGAUCCGUGCUCAUGGAGUCCAGGUGAGCUUUAGGGCGGGACACGCUCUUUACUGUUGGUUCAGUCCCACUGAGAGAAGUCUUCACACCAAUAGACUUACCGAAGCACGAGGAACAUUGAGGCGUUUCCUCCAGAUUUGACGUCUUGUUUGGGUUUAAGAAGGAGACACGCAGGAUGUUCAUAACGCUGGUAAUAAUCAGACACACUGGCAGCCUUCUUUUGCAAACUGCUGUCAAGCUCUUGUACUGUUUGUAAAUACUUGGUAGUGUACAGACCUGCUAGUGGAGGCCUUGGACUGUUACUGAAGGUGAAAAGGUCAAAGGUUAGUGAUCUGCUGUGCCUGUUUGUGAGAAUGCAUCAUACACUGAAUGUUUCUUUGGUUUCCGUGUGUUUUCUUUGUGUUUCCACUGAGAGCUCGUUGGGCCUGAAGACGUUCCAGUGUUUGUGUUUCGAGACGUUUACUGCGGACGACGCGUAAGGAGCCGAAUGUUUCUGUACAGUUUGAACUUAGAUGAUCCAUCACAGGGGACUUCAAAGUUACAGUAUCAUUCACAUACAUGGUGCAGGUUUUACAGCAAGUCUGCAAUACUCAUGAAUGAACUCCUGCUUCAAGGGUACGCUGUGGAAGGUAAAACACAUUUAAUAUCCACCUGACGUGUAUUAUCACGACAUUAAGUCACAGAGCCGAGCAUCGUUUCAUUUGUGGGGGAAAUUAAAAUCCCUGACGAGCUUUUAAAAACCCAGAAAGUUGAUUAUUAACACUUAUUGUUGUUCUAUAGAAUCGUAAAGUCUCCUGUGUCCACAGGAUAAUCCCAUCUUCUGAUAUUGUAAUUAUGAUUCACGUUUAUUUUCUCCAUUAUUCUCCAUUUGUACAAAACAAGUAAGGUGAAGUCAUUUGGAAAAUGGGUCUAAAAACCUUUUAUAUUGUGCAACAGUGUUUUUAAAUGAUCGUCAGGGAUUUAUUCUUCAUGCACAUGGACGAGCUGCUCUACAGGUAACAGGUCUGCGUGUCUGAUGUUUGGUAAACCUUGUGAAACAUGCAGCACUGGCUCCUUCAGGUCCGUGUUGUGAAUAUGAUGUUUGCUCACUGUGUAGGUUAUUGUGUAAAGAGACUUUGUGUUGCUGCGAGCGCUACGUUUUGCCCUCGAUGACUUGCAUUAACAAAGUAGUGAUAUGUUUGUGUUUUUCCCACUGAGUUGAGGUGUUUAAGUUGUAAAAAAAAAAAAAAAUAUCCAGGUACAGGACGUCCUCAGGUGUGAUCGUCACACUCAUGUUUAGAGAAGCUGCACAAAGCCAUAACACCAAGCGUUUCUGAUCUGCACCUCGUCUUCUCAGUUUAACUUUAAAUAUGACUUUGUGUUUUAUUGUUCUGGAUUUUUCCCCAGUGAGAAAACUAUGUUCUUAUUUUUGUUUCUAAAUGUGUGUAAAUUAAGUGCUGUACAUGUGAUUCUUUGAUGCUUGCGGUUUUUUUUAUAUUUUUUUUGCAAGAAAAUAAUGCCAAAUAAAAAUGUUUCAUUUAAAGAGA